CCAGCUGAGCGGCUCCGGCUCCUGGCGCCUGUCGCUGCCGCCGUCGCCGCCCAAGAGCGGCCGCCGCCCCUGAGGGAAGGAGGGAGGGAAGCGGCAGCUGACCCUGGGCAUGAGCCGGACGCGGCGUCCGUUGCUGGACUAAGGCGCAGACAUGAACCUGCACCAGGUGCUGACCGGGGCUGUGAACCCUGGCGACCACUGCUUCUCCGUGGGCAGCGUCGGCGACCAGCGCUUCACGGCUUAUGCAUCUGGAUGUGACAUUGUUAUACUGGGAAGUGAUUUUGAAAGAUUACAAAUAAUCCCAGGAGCUAAACAUGGAAAUAUUCAAGUAGGAUGUGUAGACUGCUCAAUGCAACAAGGCAAGAUUGCAGCAUCCUAUGGAAAUGCUAUCUCUGUUUUUGAACCAGUUAACCUACCGAAGCAAAAGAAAAAUUUGGAAUUAUAUAGUCAAUGGCAGAAAAGUGGCCAAUUUUUUCUGGAAUCAAUAGCACACAACAUAAUUUGGGAUCCUGCAGGCAAUCGUCUUUUAACUGGUUCUAGCUGUUUGCAACUGUGGUCCAAUGCUAACUUGGAGAAACCAUCUGAAGAUGAAAAUCCAGAUAAAACAGAUCUUAAUUUGGGGGACUGGAGAUGCAUUUGGCAUUGCAAAACUGCUUCCCAAAUUCAUUUAAUGAAAUUUUCACCAGAUGGAGAAUUUUUUGCCACUGCUGGGAAGGAUGACUGUCUUUUAAAGGUAUGGUAUAAUGUAGAAAACUGGCGGACAGCUGUUACCUCUCCGGAUAAAAGUUCAGAAAAACAAUCCCAAGGAGAAAUGGACUUUUCCUUUGUAUAUCUGGCCCAUCCUCGAGCUGUAAAUGGAUUUUCCUGGCGUAAAACAAGCAAAUACAUGCCUAGGGCUUCUGUAUGUAAUGUAUUGUUGACUUGCUGCAAAGAUAAUGUAUGUCGUCUUUGGGUAGAGACAUUUUUACCAAAUGAUUGUUUGCUCUAUGGAGGUGACUGCAACCAUUGGGCGGAACCAAUUAAUUUAACAAAUAACUUCAGAAGAAAUGCUUCCAGUAAAGAACGAGUUCAAAAUGCUUUAGAUGUAAAUCUGAGACAUUUUCGCAGAGGUCGGAGGAGAUCACUUGCUGUUGUAGCGCAUACCGGAUACCUGCCACACCAGGAGGACCCUCAUCAUGUCCACAGAAAUGCUCCACUGCAUGCCAACGCACUUUGCCACUUUCAUAUUGCCGCCAGCAUCAACCCAGCCACGGACAUUCCACUUCUCCCUUCUAUCACAUCUCUAAGUCUAAGUGAAAAUAAUGAGAAGAGCGGGCCUUUUGUGGUACACUGGCUGAACAAUAAAGAGUUGCAUUUUACUUUGUCCAUGGAAGUCUUUUUACAGCAACUCAGAAAAAGUUUUGAACAACCAUCUUCUGAGGCCAGUGUAGAAGACUCUAAUCAGGCAGAUGUAAAAUCUGAUGAAGAAAUGGAUGAUGGUGUGGAUGAUCUGAAAAUAAAUCAUGAAAAGAAGGAAUUGGGCAGUGAUAAAAUGGUACCAAAUUCAAGUUUUGUACCGUUACCAUCAGCUGCCAUUGAUCAUCAGAUUGAAGUACUUCUGUCUGAAUGGAGUAAAAAUGCAGACAUGCUAUUCAGUAUUCAUCCCAUGGAUGGCUCUUUGCUAGUUUGGCAUGUGGAUUGGCUGGACGAAUACCAGCCUGGUAUGUUUCGUCAAGUCCAGGUGUCCUUUGUUUCCAGAAUUCCUGUAGCUUUUCCCACAGGUGAUGCGAACUCUCUCUGUAAAAGCAUAGUGAUGUAUGCCUGCACCAAGAAUGUUGACUUGGCUAUUCAGCAAGGGAAACAGAAACCUUCUAGCCUCACACGGUCUACAUCAAUGCUUAUCUCUUCCGGCCACAGUAAAUCAACUAAUAGUUUAAAAUUAAGUAUAUUUACCCCUAAUGUUAUGAUGAUUUCAAAGCACGCUGAUGGCUCUCUGAAUCAGUGGCUGGUCAGUUUUGCUGAAGAAUCUGCUUUUUCUACAGUUCUCAGUAUUUCUCACAAAUCUAGAUACUGUGGUCAUCGCUUUCAUCUUAAUGAUUUAGCUUGCCACUCCGUAUUACCAUUAUUGCUGACAACGUCACACCAUAAUGCACUAAGGACACCAGAUGUUGAUAACCAGAAGCAAUCUUGUGAUCCUGUAAAUACUGAAGAAUGUUCUUUGGCACAACAGAAUAAAAGCAGCGUUGAUGUGACAUAUCAGGAUCCCAAUGCAGUUUAUAGUGAGCUUAUUCUUUGGAGGGUUGAUCCAGUUGGGCCAUUGUCUUUUUCUGGAGGUGUUUCUGAGCUUGCCCGGAUUAAUUCUCUACAUGUUUCUGCAUUUUCCAAUGUGGCAUGGCUGCCCACUCUUAUACCCAGUUACUGUCUAGGUGCAUACUGCAACUCUCCUAGUGCAUGCUUUGUAGCAAGUGAUGGGCAAUAUCUGAGAUUAUAUGAAGCUGUUAUUGAUGCCAAGAAACUUCUGUAUGAGCUUUCCAAUCCUGAAAUUUCUAAAUAUGUUGGUGAAGUGUUUAACAUCGUAAGUCAGCAGUCAACAGCCAGGCCAGGAUGCAUUAUCGCAUUAGAUCCCAUUACCAAACUUCAAGGCAGAAAAACCCAGCUGCUUCAUGUUUUUCAAGAAGAUUUCAUUUUGAAUAACCUUGAGAAGAAAAGUCUGGGAAAAGACAGAAUAUUACCUGAUGCAGGCAGCGCACCUAAUGGAUUUUCUGAGAAAUUCUACCUAAUUGUAAUAGAGUGUACCCAAGACAACCGUUCAUUGUUACACAUGUGGAAUUUACAUUUGAAGUCCAUUCCUGUCUCAUUGGGCCAUCUGAGUUCUUCUUCCAUAUAUCCUAUGUGCAGUGCUCCUUAUUUAUUGGCAACUUCAUGUUCAGAUGAGAAAGUAAGAUUCUGGAGAUGCAGAGUAACAGAUGGAGAAUCUGACACAUCAAAGAACGGAAAAAUGGAUCUUGUAUACAUUUGGGAAGAAUGGCCAUUACUUAUCGAAGAUGGACUUCAUAGCAAUAGUAGUAUAACCGUCCCUGGGAGGCCUAUAGAAGUUAGCUGUGCACAUACAAAUCGGUUCGCAGUAGCGUACAAGCAGCCUGCAUCUAAUAGUAGGUCUUCUCAGGACUUCCUGAUGCACGUCAGUAUUUUUGAAUGUGAGUCUACAGGAGGUUCAUGUUGGGUCCUUGAACAGACGAUUCAUUUAGAUGAAUUGAAUACAGUGUUAGAUUCUGGUAUUAGUAUCGAUAGCAAUUUAGUGGCUUAUAAUAAACAAGAGGUGUAUUUAUCCAGUAAAGAGAGUAUCACAUCAAACACAAAGCAUUUAGUUCACUUAGAUUGGAUGUCUAGAGAAGAUGGUUCUCAUAUCCUCACUGUAGGAAUUGGAUCAAAACUUUUUAUGUAUGGACCCCUGGCUGGCAAGGUACAAGAACAGGCUGGUAAGGAAAGCCUAGGCUUUCCUCUCUGGGAAAGCACUAAAGCUGUGCCUCUUUCUAAAUUUGUCCUCUUAAGAAGUAUGGACUUGGUUUCUUCUGUGGAAGGCUCUCCACCUUUUCCUGUUUCUUUAUCCUGGGUCCGGGAUGGCAUCCUGGUGGUGGGAAUGGAUUGUGAAAUGCAUGUAUAUUCCCAGUGGCAGCCAUCUUCUAAACAGGAACCUGUUACAACAGAUUCGUACAAUGGGAGCACUCCAUCUAUAAUAAGUUUAAUAAAACAGAGCAACUCAUCAAGUUCUGGAUUACAUCCUCCAAAGAAAACUCUGACUCGAUCCAUGACCAGUCUUGCACAGAAAAUCUGUGGAAAGAAAACUGCCUUCGAUCCUUCUGUGGAUACAGAAGAUUCAGGUCUUUUUGAAGCAGCUCAUGUUCUUUCCCCAACUCUACCUCAGUACCAUCCCUUGCAGCUUUUGGAACUCAUGGACCUUGGCAAAGUUCGGAGAGCAAAGGCCAUCUUGUCUCACCUUGUCAAGUGCAUCGCUGGGGAGGUUGUGGCGCUGAAUGAAGCUGAAUCCAAUCACGAGCGCCGCCUUCGGUCUCUCACUAUCAGUGCUAGCGGAAGCACUACCAGAGACCCCCAGGCUUUCAACAAAAGUGAAAAUACGGAUUACACAGAAAUAGAUUCUGUCCCUCCACUUCCCUUAUACGCCUUACUUGCGGCAGAUGAUGAUAGCUGCUACUCAUCUUUAGAGAAGUCUAGUAAUCAGAGUACCUUAAAUAACUCAAACCAGUUGUCAAAAGAAAGUUAUGAUGAGCUUUUUCAGAUCCCAACUUUAAUGACUGAUCAUCAAGUGGUAGAGACAGAUGAGGAAAAUACCAAGCCCAGGGUCAUUGACCUUUCGCAGUACAGUCCAACUUACUUUGGUCCUGAGCAUGCUCAGGUUCUUUCUGGCCACUUACUUCAUUCCAGUUUACCAGGACUCAGCCGGAUGGAGCAGAUGUCUCUGAUGGCCUUAGCAGAUACAAUUGCAACUACCAGCACUGAUAUCGGGGAGAGCAGAGACAGAAGCCAAGGUGGAGAAACUCUUGAUGAAUGUGGCUUAAAAUUUCUUUUGGCUGUUCGACUUCAUACUUUCCUUACAACUUCCCUUCCAGCUUAUCGAGCUCAGCUCCUUCACCAAGGCCUGUCUACUAGUCAUUUUGCCUGGGCAUUUCACUCAGUAGCAGAAGAAGAGCUGCUGAACAUGUUGCCAGCCAUGCAGAGAGAUGAUCCCACUUGGUCUGAACUGAGAGCCAUGGGUGUGGGGUGGUGGGUCCGGAAUACACGCACCUUACGCAAGUGCAUAGAGAAGGUAGCCAAAGCAGCCUUUUAUAGAAAGAAUGAUCCUUUAGAUGCUGCCAUUUUUUACCUUGCAAUGAGAAAGAAAGCUGUGAUUUGGGGAUUAUAUAGAUCCCAAAGAGACCCCAAGAUGACACAGUUUUUUGGACACAAUUUUGAGGAUGAGAGAUGGCGUAGAGCAGCUUUAAAGAAUGCUUUUUCUUUGUUAGGCAAACAAAGAUUUGAACAUUCUGCAGCAUUUUUUCUUUUAGCUGGUUGCCUCAGAGAUGCAAUUGAGGUAUGUCUUGAGAAACUGAAUGACAUUCAAUUGGCUCUUGUAAUAGCAAGACUCUAUGAGUCUGAAUUUGAUACAUCUGCAACAUACAAAUCUAUUUUAUGUAAAAAAGUUUUGGGGAUUGAUUCUCCUGUCAAUGAAUUCAAUUCACUGAACAUAAAUAUGCAUUAUGAUCCUUUUCUUCGGAGUAUGGCAUAUUGGAUUUUGGAAGAUUAUAGUGGUGCUCUGGAAACAUUAAUAAAGCAACCUGUCAGAGAGGAUGAUGAUCAAGUCAUGAUGUCAGCCUGUAAUCCUGCAGUUUUUAAUUUCUACAAUUAUCUAAGAACACAUCCACUUUUGCUAAGACGUCAUUUUGGAUCAUCUGAUGUAUUGUCCACACACAUGAGUUUAACAGGAAAAAGCGGACUGGCAGGAACAAUUAAUUUAAGUGAAAGAAGAUUAUUUUUUACCACUGCCAGUGCUCAUUUGAAAGCUGGCUGCCCUAUGUUAGCUUUGGAAGUAUUAUCGAAGAUGCCAAAAGUUAUCAAGAAAACAAAACCUUUUUGCAGAACAUCUAGCUUUUUGGAUACUAGUAAAGACUGUUCUCCUUCUCCAUUAAAAUUGGAUGCAAGGGAAGAUAAGUCUUCUGCUAUUGAUUGGUCACAGUCACUAAUGAAUGGUUUUGGAUCUUCUUCAGAAGGUUCCUCAGAGAAGCAGUCAAAUUCCACUCUUUCUUUUGACUGGAGCCAACCAGGUGUUGUAUUUCAGGAUGACUCUUUAGAAUUAAAAUGGGACAGUGAUAACGAUGAAGAAGAUGAGGAUCUCCCUAUUUCAAUGAAAGAACUAAAACCUUUACAGAGAAAAAUGGGGAAGAAAAUAGAUGAAACAAGUUCUAAUUACACAGAAUCUCUCAGCACACUAGAUGAAAACGACAUUUUAAGUCCAUCAGAAGAUAUAAUUGCAGUUCAAUUAAAAUUUAGAGCAUGUUUAAAGAUUCUUACAGUAGAACUUCGUACGUUAUCUACUGGCUAUGAAAUAGAUGGUGGAAAGUUGCGUUACCAGCUCUACCACUGGCUUGAAAAAGAGGUGAUAGCUCUUCAGAGGACUUGUGACUAUUGUUCAGAUGGUGAAGACUUACAGCCUGCACUUGGUGAAAAUGGAGAUGAAUUUGGAUUAAAUGGAGAUGCUGAAGAUUUGCUUCAGCAAACGAAAGUGAAACAACUGAGAGAAAAUUUUCAGGAAAAAAGACAGUGGCUUUUGAAAUAUCAGUCACUCUUGAGGAUGUUUCUGAGUUACUGCAUACUUCAUGGGUCCCAUGGUGGCGGUCUUGCCUCUGUGAGAAUGGAAUUGAUUUUGCUUUUACAAGAAUCUCAGCAGGAAACCUCAGAACCGCUCUUUCCCAGCCCGCUGUCAGAGCAGACCUCGGUGCCCCUCCUCUUUGCCUGCACAGCCAGUGCCAAGACAGUCGUUGCCAACCCGUUGCUGCAUCUCAGUAACCUCACGCAUGAUAUUCUGCACGCCGUCAUAAACUUGGAUUCACCACCCCAUCCUGACAUCCAGAGCAGCAGAGUAUAUGUAAUGCAUACUUUAGCAGCCUCACUUUCUGCUUGUAUUUAUCAGUGCCUUUGUGGUAGUCAUAACUACAGUUCAUUUCAAACAAAUCAGUUUACUGGAAUGAUGUAUCAGACAGUCCUGCUUCCCCAUCGACAUUCUUUGAAAACAGGAAGCUUAGAUGAAGCAAUAACUCCUAAUACAUCACCAGCACAAUGGCCAGGAAUCACUUCUCUGAUUCGACUUUUGAAUUCUUCUGGCGAGGAAGCCCAGUCAGGGCUUACAGUCUUGCUCUGUGAGAUUCUCACAGCAGUGUAUCUGAGUCUCUUCAUCCAUGGCCUGGCAACACAUUCUAGUAAUGAACUGUUUCGGAUCGUGGCCCAUCCCCUGAACGAAAAAAUGUGGUCUGCUGUGUUUGGUGGAGGUGCACAUGUUCCCAGCAAAGAACACACACACUCAAAAGCUUUACCUGUUUCUUCGCUUGUGGAAGAAGGAGAGAAACAGAACAAACGUUUUAGGCCAUCAAAAAUUCCUUGCAGAGAUUCUGCCCCACCGACCUCUUCUUCAUCAGUAGUCAGCCAGGAGUCACUGACAGUCCAAGAGAAGUUCAUCCCACCAGAGCUCAGUAUCUGGGACUAUUUCAUAGCCAAGCCUUUUCUACCCCCUUCCCAAAGUAGAGCAGAAUAUGAUUCAGAGGAGAGUCUGGAAAGUGAUGACGAUGAUGAUGAUGUUUUAGCCUCAGAUUUCCAUCUCCAAGAACAUUCUAAUUCAAAUUCCUAUAGUUGGUCAUUGAUGCGCUUGGCAAUGGUGCAGUUAGUGCUCAACAAUUUGAAGACGUUCUAUCCCUUUGCAGGUCAUGAUCUUGCAGAGCUUCCAGUUAGCUCACCACUUUGUCAUGCAGUUCUAAAAACUCUUCAGUGUUGGGAGCAAGUUCUUCUCCGACGACUCGAAAUCCAUGGUGGGCCACCUCAAAACUAUAUUGCAAGUCAUACCUCUGAAGAGAGUUUGUCUGCAGGUCCUGCAAUUCUCCGCCAUAAAGCUUUGCUGGAACCUACAAACACUCCUUUCAAAUCCAAACACCAUCUGGCACUGUCUGUGAAGAGACUUUGGCAGUACUUGGUGAAGCAGGAAGAAAUUCAGGAAACCUUUAUCAGAAAUAUAUUCACAAAGAAAAGAUGUCUUAAUGAGUCAUUAGAGGACAACUGUGAAACCAUCAAAAAUUCUAUGAUGGAGGAGCCAAACAUCAAUAAGAUAGAAGCAGACUUGGGAUAUCCUGGAGGUAAAGCAAGGAUUAUUCACAAAGAAUCUGACAUCAUUACUGCCUUUGCUGUUAAUAAAGCAAAUAGAAACUGCAUAGCAAUUGCUUCAAGCCAUGAUGUUCAAGAACUGGAUGUUUCUGGAAUUCUGGCUACACAGAUCUAUACUUGGGUAGAUGAUGAUGCUGAAAUGGAAACCAAAGGAUCAGAAGAUUUCUUGGUUAUACAUGCUCGUGAUGAUUUAACAGCUGUGCAGGGUACAACCCCGUAUACGCACAGCAACCCCGGCACUCCAAUCAACAUGCCGUGGCUCGGCAGUACACAGACUGGCAGAGGAGCAUCUGUGAUGAUUAAGAAAGCUAUUAAUAAUGUCAGAAGAAUGACUUCUCAUCCAACUCUUCCUUACUAUCUGACAGGAGCUCAAGAUGGAAGUGUCAGAAUGUUUGAAUGGGGCCAUUCUCAACAAAUAACCUGUUUUCGAUCUGGUGGCAAUUCAAGAGUUACGAGAAUGAGAUUUAACUACCAAGGAAAUAAGUUUGGAAUAGUUGAUGCUGAUGGAUAUUUAAGUUUAUAUCAAACAAACUGGAAAUGUUGCCCAAUAACUGGAAGCAUGCCUAAGCCAUACCUGACUUGGCAGUGUCACAACAAAACAGCCAAUGAUUUUGUCUUUGUUAGUUCCUCCUCUUUGAUAGCUACAGCUGGUCUUUCAACUGACAAUAGGAACAUAUGUUUGUGGGAUACUCUCGUAGCACCUGCCAAUAGUUUAGUCCAUGCUUUUACAUGCCAUGAUAGUGGAGCUACUGUUUUAGCAUAUGCUCCAAAGCAUCAGCUGCUAAUAUCAGGUGGCAGAAAAGGCUUUACAUGUGCAUUUGACCUUCGGCAACGACAGCAGAGGCAGCUUUUCCAGAGCCAUGAUUCUCCUGUUAAAGCCAUCGCUAUUGAUCCGACGGAAGAGUACUUUGUUACAGGAUCUGCUGAAGGCAACAUAAAGAUUUGGAGUCUGUCUACCUUUAAUCUUCUCCACACUUUUAUCAGUGAACAUGCCCGGCAGUCCAUUUUCAGAAAUAUUGGAACUGGAGUGAUGCAAAUUGAGACAGGACCAGCAAAUCACAUUUUUUCAUGUGGAGCUGAUGGAACAAUGAAAAUGAGGAUACUGCCGGAUCAAUUUAGCCCACUAAAUGAAGUGUUGAAAAAUGAUGUGAAAUUUAUGCUAUAACAUUUUGACAAUAAGAUGUAUAAUUUAUUCCCUGUUCCAUGGAAGUAGCUAACACAUAUAAUGUACAGUGAUCACUCUCUCUGCCACAGAUAAGCUAAUGCUUUCUUGUUUUCAUAUUUAUUUUAUGGAGCUUUGCCCUUGAUGCACUGAUGCCUUAAAAAUUAACAAGGUCAUUCAGAAUUAGACUAUAUUGCCUAAAGUAGACUGCAUUGCAUAUUUAUAGUAUGUUAUAGUGAGUAUGUCAUAGUGUUAAAGGAGUUUUGUGUUCUUAUUGUUGAUAAACUCUUCUGCAGAUGUCUCUGUAUAAAUUUCUUUAACAGUAAAAAUACCCUUUCUAUAAAGACAGUUGACAUCAGUCAUCACUUCAUUCACCGCCCCCUUACUUCUUUUGUCAAACUGAUGGAUCUCAAACUCUUCUUCUGUUAGUUCAUGAUAGAUUAACAGUUGGGCAAGAAUAAAAACCCUAAUGAACAUCUUCAUGAAAAACUGUCGCUGGGACCUCAGUGAUUAGGACCCAGAUGGCUCAUUAGAUCAGGUUCCCCGUUUCGUGUCUGGAGCCCAAGUGUGUUUGUAUGUAUGUAAUAUAUCUUACACACCUUAUUUGAGCUUAGUCUGUGUAUAUAUCAGAAAAUUACAAGUCUUUCCGUGUGUUUUUGUGCCAUAGCAACUCCUGCCACUAGAAUAACUUUUUUUGCAACUGUUUUUUUCCGUGUUUUUUUGUUCUUAAUUUUUGAAUUCCCAUCCUAAUUUUCAAAUAAUUUCAGGAAGACAUCUGAGAUUAUUAUUUUAAAGAUUAUCUUGAGUCAAAUAAGUCUUCGCAGGCAAUAACGAUUCUGUGCUGGCAUAUAUGAGACGCUUAAAAGUAAGUUUAUAAAAUUGUCAAAGGAUUUUAGAGCACCAAACAUUUUACUUACUUUUUUUUUUUAGGUGCUUUUAGUCUCAAAGUUCUGAACACCUUAUAGCAGUGUUUUUAGAAACAAAUGUGAAAACAAAUUAAAUAGAUAAUAUUUACACAUGUAAAAUACCUGCCAGAUCUACCAUUAAUAGAAAAUAAACUAAACCUUAUAUUUUAUUAUUUUUUGCCAAAAUAUAUUAUUUUACUAUAAAAUAUGACCAAAAUAUUAAAAAUGCACAGUGCUUUUAACUUAAAUGUGCUAAUAACCCUAUUUCUGUCUGUUUUGUGCUAUAUCUUUUCUGAUUAAAAAUUAUAGGCCACUUGAAUAAAUACUUGAGUUUAGCCAAGGAGACUGGAGGCAGAUGGGACUAAGUGUUUAAGGGACAAUUAUAUACUAUGUAGCUUAAAUAUAUUUUAAUAGGAACUAUAAAAACAUUUUUACAUGACAAAAUAUGAACAACUGUUAACUUGGAAAUUAAAGAGUCAAAGUGAAGAAAUGAAGGGCUGGUAAAAUGAAUUUUGUAAUAUCCUCAGGAUACUUUUAUCUUAAAAGUAUAUUGUUAAAGAUUUUGUAAAUUGUAUUCAUAAUUUUAAAUGUGUUAAGCUAGUUGCAGUGAAAACACUGCCAUUGAUUAUGUAGAGAGUUCGUGUGCACAUCAUAACCUGUGUCUACAACCGUCCAGUAACAGUAACCACAUGUGACUGCUUGGCUACAGAGAGAUCCGUGGCCACAUUGCGAACGAUACUGCUGUGUGAUGUAGUUCAGCUUAAGUUAUUUUUCAGUAACUACACAAAUCAAGAUUCAAAAGGCUUUAAACACUUUCAGUGAGAGAGAAAAUUUAUUAUGCUUAUUAGAAAAAAGGCAUCGUGGAUGAACAAUUAAGCAUUUUAAUUGAGGGUUUAUAUGAGUAAUAAAUAAUGUAAGCCCAUAUGUAUUUACAUCAGAGUCAUAAUAUUUUAAAUAAACAAUCAUGCAGUGA
This is a messenger RNA of Leptonychotes weddellii (Weddell seal), 10942 nucleotides long. Lineage: Eukaryota; Metazoa; Chordata; Mammalia; Carnivora; Phocidae. The record is from RefSeq and is a predicted model, not a curated record.